This is a messenger RNA of Exophiala mesophila, 3886 nucleotides long. RefSeq lists its product as uncharacterized. Gene Ontology annotation, cellular component: cytoplasm. The record is from RefSeq and is a predicted model, not a curated record. Lineage: Eukaryota; Fungi; Ascomycota; Eurotiomycetes; Chaetothyriales; Herpotrichiellaceae. The coding region runs from base 290 to 3748 and encodes 1152 amino acids. Gene Ontology annotation, molecular function: ATPase inhibitor activity; protein-folding chaperone binding. The transcript has a single exon.
CAGACAAGCGGACGAACGUCCUUAUCUUGUUGGAACUACCCUAGUCUCGUCUCUAUACUUCUACCUCCUCAUCCCAUCUCUCUUUCACCUGGUUGUGGUCGCCCAUUGGCCUCAGGAGGAUGUCUUGUGUGCUCAUCCACCUGCGGCAACGCCCCCUCGGCUCUCGACCACUGCGCUCCCUCCCUUCUACCCUCCUCCCAGUCCGGCACAUGUCGAUUGUUCUGUCCUGAUCCUUGACUAUCGCUGCCGACCGCACGCCACGGUCUAAACCUGCUUCGUUCCAGUCAAGAUGCUCGGGAGGCUCUUGCCAGGCUAUGGGAAAGGGAACCCCCUCGAAAGCAUUACCGAUGAAUCCCACACCCGCUCUUUGCUGUGGCCCGAGUUUCACUCUCCUGAUAUAAGGCCGAACUCCAUCUCACCGCCUACCACUCCAUUUGGUUCUCCUCCCCAUCGCCCAACACCCUUCGACGAUAGCUCAGGCCUCGACUUGAACGAAGCAAAAGACAUACAGCUCAUUGUUGCACAGGACGUUUUUGGCGCUAACGAUCGUCCCUUACUCUUGUUCGACUCGCAGGCAUCAGACUCGGCUAUUACUUCCGCACAUCGAUCCAACGUCUCGCCACCCACUACCCCUUCUGCUUCACGCGGCGAAGCCCCCAUCCCCAUAGUCAAGCAUGCCCGCAAUCGGAGUUCAACCAUAUCGGGCACUUCCUCCUUUGGUACGACCAAGGAGUCAGAAACCACAGAUCACCUUGGCAAUGUUCUCGAUUGUAUGUUUGGCGUAAGCAGCGCCACAAAACUCGACUCGAGCACCAAGAUGCACUUCUUACCCGGAGAUCGCAGUUCGCCCACUGACAUUGCUCCGCGCACCCCAUCCGCCGUCCCAGGCAGUCCUGCCCAAACGCGCACUCCUCUCAUUCGCUCUCGUACGGCUACGCAAGCCAUCUAUACUCAUCGGAGACUUGCUUCGUCAAAACAAAUUGAGUCCGAACCCCGAGACGCCAUUUUGAUCACUCGCAUGUUCUCCAUCAAUUUGCCAGACGCACAGGAGGACAUCAGGCAACACAGAAGUUCGUCCACGGACCUCUUGGACGGUAUCCGCCCGAUAUUGUCGCCGCAGGACCCCCAUGAUCUACCAGCGAUCGCGAAGAAACCAAAGAUUGUGGAGAAGAAGACCCCCAUCUUCGCGGUCGGCCUCAUCUGCUACCUCCCUGGUCCUGAAACCCGGCCCGGCACUUCAGGUGCUCGGCCGUCAUCCAGAGCAUCCUUCACCCCAUCAGGCACACCCAAUUCAUACGGCUCGGACUACAUGUCUCCAUGGCAGUUCUUGUCAGUCAUCCCUGAACAUCUGCAAACCCUCGAUUCGAGCACAACCUUGAGCGACAAAGGUGUCGAUAUCAUUGUUAGUAAUUGGGACGUCAUCCUGCGAAGUCUGCGUGUGGUUGAGAAGGCAGCCCGUGCAGAAGUUAGUGCCCUGCUUCAGCAGGUGAAUCUUGCCAUCAUCUCAUCUGCUGCGAAGGCACCCAAGGGACCUGCCGAGCAACGCACCAAUCAGCGCAACGUCUAUCUCCAGACAGCUUGUGUGAUCAACCGCAAUGCCCAAUUUCAGUCUCUGAUCAAACAGACCUUGUGGCGCGUGGCCUACGCAUUCCGUGUUCCUCGGGUUCAGACCGGCUUCGGUCUCGAUAAUGGUGGCCACUGGUUAGACGAGGCGCGGAUUCUCAUGCGUAUUAGCGGUAACAAGCCGCAAAAUUUCUUCCUCUUCAACCUAUUGACCGCCUUCCUUGGCAGUCACACCGAUUGGCUUGAGAGAUUGAGCCCAGACUGGUAUCGCAAGCAAUUCAAGUCGAUGAAUCGGGGCAAAUCCCGGCCAAACAAUCUAGCUUCUCGCACAGUGGUCAUCUGUGAUAAUCGCUCUACCGCAAGACGCUUCAUCUUCUUACUGGCAUCUUUUCUGCCUCGAUCUUCACACGCUAGCCUAAUGCUCAAAUCUGGGGCUGACUUUGGAUCGCCCCUUCUGACGCCGGACAUGAUGUCCUCGUCUCCUGCCGGCAGAGGUCUCUUUGACAGCCAGUCGCGCCGCCACGUCCACACCGUGGCAAAAGAUGGGACUCUGACAUUCCCACGGCGUGACGUUACCGGGCUUUCCACCAGUGCCUCGUCCAGUGGAAGCAUUGGAGGCAUUGGAAAGGCGUUUCGGACCGACCCACAAUCUGCCCAUGCCAACAUCAUUGCCGAGGGUAGGAAUGAUGGCCAUCAAGCCCUUGUGACGCCCAGAGAAGGCCUGAGCCAUCGGCACAAAACAAACGCGACUAGCUCGACCGCCACGCCUAAUGCAGGAACUCCAGUGCCUCACUUUACCGUCAAACAUGACGGAUAUUUCCCAGAGUACGCGAUUGCUGACGGUGAAGAGGCCGGGGCGAGUGCUGAUCUCGCCCGUAUACUCCGCCGAGAUAGUACUAGCAGUACUUUGGCGACACCAUCAUUUGCCAAAUGGGGCUCACUGAUCAGCAAUGUCAGUGGACUCUGGAAGGGCAAACAGGAGCUGCCCGCGCCAACUUUGGAGGAAACCCCGCAGCCCAGCUCCGGCAGCCUCAGAACUCGCCGCCCGCAUGCACCAACAUCAGUGCCUAUCCAGCGUCGCAAAUACAACACAUUGGAGUCGAUGGUCAGUGAAGCCAACUCUCUUGGGCAACAAUCCAUUGAGGUUUUCGAGGAGACGGCCACCGUCGCUGCCAAGCGAGCGCCUGAGACUCUCACUGAGACUGCGCCACCUCGACUGACCGUGGACGACAGAGAUGGUGUGAUCGAUGUUGACAUCAACAUGCCUGGUUUUGUAGGGUGGAGUGACCAUAGGACCACGUCCAUUCCUCCGUCUUUGCAUCAUCAGUCGUCAUCCGUUUUCAGCGAUGGAGUUGUGUCCUCAUGUAGUUCAAGGUCCCACACGAUUGAGAAGAAUCAGAGGAGCAAUGUCAAUGUUGCAGGGUACCUCCAGCGCUAUCACGAGGAUUUCAGCUUGCAAGGUCUGAAAUAUUAUAAGGACUUGCAACGUGAUGUCAGGCAAAGCAUGCUGCGGGAACAGACACCGGUUGAUGACAUUUCCAACUCGUUUGUGGAGAUUGCCGAGAAUGGUGACCGUUGGGUCAAUGUGUGCACAACGCUUCUCGCUGAUGUGCGGACAUUUACGAUUCAGCGUCUCACACUCCGACGCAAGACAGGUAGCAUUGAUGGCUUGAACAGGAAGAGCACUCAUCAACUACGCGAGACCCCGACUGACGGCGACACGAGCCAGCGAACAGCCAGGGAAAACGAUUCGGAAGAGUUUAUCGUGGAGACUGUGAUGGAUUGUGAUGCGAUCCUAACUGAUGCCAUUGAGCGAGUCUUGAACGAAGGCGAAGCAGUCAAGCAUAAAUCAGUCAACACGUCGAGGGCCCACUCCAGAGCAGUGUCCCUAGGCACCAGCGACUCGAUCAAAUCUGAACCUCUCGACAUUGCGGGCUCUGCCAAGUCGAGAGAGUAUGCGCACACUGGGAUCCUCUCACAGUCAGACUGCCGUCAUGCAGUGGUGGGUGCUUUGGAGGAGGUUGUCAAGAGUGUCAACGACGAUCUGACCAAGCACCAUCGAAACACCGAGGGCAGAAUGCAAAUUGACGAUGUCGUUCUCACCCAAGAACUGAAGCAGGACAACGUGUUGCGAGAAGGGGUUAAGAAAUGGCUGUUGAACGUGGAAACGCGAAGUGUAUGGUGAUAUGUACAUAUGACGACUGAUGAACCAACACGGUGGGCGAGAUGAACGAGGCUCUUUUUGUCUUUUUGGCAGAAUCUUGUGGUUAGCGAAGAUACCCGAUAUGAUCCAAUCAAUGUAUUACUAGAUAUUCAUUCUUCG